Messenger RNA from Diabrotica virgifera virgifera (western corn rootworm), 3294 nucleotides. Its product is annotated as zinc finger protein 271-like. Gene Ontology annotation, biological process: regulation of immune system process; negative regulation of transcription by RNA polymerase II; regulation of cytokine production. Bases 222 to 1802 code for a protein of 526 amino acids. Gene Ontology annotation, molecular function: DNA-binding transcription activator activity, RNA polymerase II-specific; RNA polymerase II cis-regulatory region sequence-specific DNA binding. The record is from RefSeq and is a predicted model, not a curated record. The transcript has 4 exons. Lineage: Eukaryota; Metazoa; Arthropoda; Insecta; Coleoptera; Chrysomelidae. Gene Ontology annotation, cellular component: nucleus.
AGUUUAGUCAAGAAUUAAAGAGAAUGAACCGUAGAGAGAAUUGGCAUAGAGAAAUAAAAAAAAAUUCUCUUCUAUUUUUAUUUCUCUAUGCAUUAAGGCUAAGGCAUUAAGGAUAACGGCGAUAACAGUGCAUGUGCAUUGUGCAUGGUUACUGUUCGAGACUUCGAGUUUGUCUUGUCUUGAAUUCGACCGAUUGUGCUGUUUGUUUUUGUUUAUAAUUUAUGAAAACAAUGAAUUUUGAAUCAAAUAUGGAAAUAAAUCAAGAAGCUAGUGAGAAGAAAACUUUUAAAAUAAAAGUAGAAAACGAAGACACCUCUGUUGGUCCCUUGGAUGCUUUCAAAAUUGAAAUUACAGAAGAACCCAAGAGAGAACCCGCAUAUGACGCAUUUGGUUAUUUAGACUCAAAUGAAUUUCCGGUAAAAACUGAAGUAGAACAAGAUAAAUUUACACCCUUUGAAGAAAAGCAAACAACAGAUGAAGAAAGUUGUUGCCAGGAGGAAAACCAAAUGAAAAUUAUGGAGACGUUAUAUUCAUAUAAAAGAACAUAUACAGAUCAUCACAUUGAAGGAAAAAUGUUAAAUAAAAAUGGGAACGUUGAGACUGCUGGACAUAGAUCUUACAAAUGUGAAAUUUGUUUCAAGCAAUUUACUGCAAAAAGUAGUUUAGAAGCUCAUUUGAGAGUGCACACUGAAGAAAAACUGCACAAGUGUGAAACUUGUUUAAAACAGUUUAGUAAAGCAAGUAACUUCAGACUCCAUUUGAGAGUGCACACUGGAGAAAAACCGUUCAUGUGUGAAAUUUGUUUAAAACAGUUUAGUCAAGCAGGUUCUUUGAAAAAACACUUGAGAGUGCACACUGGAGAAAAACCGUACAAGUGUGAAAUUUGUUUGAAACAGUUUAGUGAAUCAUGUAGUUUGACAACACAUUUGAGAGUGCACACUGGAGAAACACCUUACAAGUGUGAAACUUGUUUUCAACAGUUUGGUCGAGCAGGUUCUUUGAAAAUACAUUUGAGAGUGCACACUGGAGAAAAACCGUUCAAAUGUGAAAUUUGUUUUAAACAGUUUUCUACACCAGAUAGUUUGAAAAAACAUUUGAGAGUGCACACUGGAGAAAAACCGUUCAAGUGUGAAAUUUGUUUUAAACAGUUUAGUGAAUCAGGUGGUUUGAAAAAACAUUUGAGAGUGCACACUGGAGAAAAACCGUUCAAGUGUGAAACUUGUUUUCAACAGUUUGGUCGAGCAGGUUCUUUGAAAACACAUUUGAGAGUGCACACUGGAGAAAAACCGUUCAAGUGUGAAAUUUGUUUUAAACAGUUUAGUGCAUCAGGUAGUUUGAAAACACAUUUGAGAGUGCACACUGGUGAAAAACCGUUCAAGUGUGAAAUUUGUUUUAAACAGUUUAGUGCAUCAGGUAGUUUGAAAACACAUUUGAGAGUGCACACUGGUGAAAAACGGUUCAAGUGUGAAAUUUGUUUAAAGCAAUUUGUUACAACAAGUGAAAUGAAGAACCAUUUGGGAGUGCACACUGGAGAAAAACCGUACAAGUGUGAAAUUUGUUUUAAACAGUUUAGUAAAUCAGAUAAUUUGAAAACACAUUUGAGAGUGCACACUGGAGAUAAACCUUACCAGUGCGCUAUUUGUUUAAAGCAAUUUAGUGAAAAAAGUCAUUUGAAAGUACACUUAAGAGUGCACACUGGAGAAAAACCGCUCAAAUGUGAAAUUUGUUUUAAACAGUUUUCUACAGCAAGUAGUUUGAAACAUCAUUUGAAAUUUCACAAUGACACUGAAGUAAAACUUUAGGAGUGUGAAAUUUAUUUAAAACAAUUGAAUCGGUCAUUCCAAAAAGUGCAUAAGUCCACAAUUUUGAGACAUAACUUUUUGAGCGGAAUCGAUUCCUUUUAAGAUAAAUUCACGUUGUGUGCAAAAUGACACCAGUGUUUAUAGAAUAAUACGUCGAAAUAUUCUACCAAAAUUUAUUUUAUUUAUUUAUUUAUUAGACGGGAAACCCCCAUUACAAAGAAUAAUAUGUAGUACAUUUUUGAUUAAAGGCUAUAUAGCUUAGUCUAAAUAGCAUCCUAUUAAGAAAAGCUUAAAAGAUUCAUAUAGGUACAUAUAUACACUUACAAAAUCAACAAAAGGUUAUUUAAAUAAUAAAUCCAUUAGGUACGUAAGAUAUCACUAGUAAACUGGUACAUAUGUAAUAGCUAUAUAACAUUAAAAUGUUUCCAAAAGAGUUCUCUUAAAUGACUGCAAAGAGUUAUUAAACACAUCCAAUCUAUCUUCUAUAUUCAAAAACUCUAGGGAUCGAUCCAUGAAUGAGUGUCUACCAUAAUUUGUUGCAUGAAAGCCAAUAAAAAUAAGUUAUUUUGUGGAAGCAUUCUCUGUGGAACAGCAAAUUUCAUUUGUGAAAGAAUUUCUGGACAUGAUAUCGUCGCACUAGAACAAUACUAAGAUAUCUUCAAAUAUUUGACUUUUGAGUUAUCUGCUCUAUCUGAUGUAAAAUUUCAUAAGCUAUCUGGAGAGAUACUAAGAUUUGUUCAAUCGGCUGCUUUGUGGUGUUUAUGAGCAAUAUCUUAAUAUUGCACUAGUUGAUUUGUUGGAAAUACCUGGGUUAAAAGGAAGAUAUCUUAAAAUACCUUUUUAUUAUCCGAUUAAUAUUUGCCUUUUCUCAUCAUACUUGUCGUGAAAUACCCGGACAUUCCCACAUGCUUUAGUCUAGCCCCACAUCUGCAUUACGAUUUUUUUAACAUAUCAGUCUUUUUAAGUUGUCUUAGUAUUUUACUAGCAAACUUGCCCGACUAUUUCACCGAAUGUGGCAAAGAAAAUUUUAAAUUAACCUGUUUUUUAAGUUGUCUCUAUUUCCCUAACUAAGCUUCAAAAAUAAGGAUUAUUUGAGUAAAUGUCCGAGUAUAUCCCCACGCUCACCUACGAGUUCGUGGAUGAGUCGGUCAGUUACAGUAAAGUUGUUCACUUUCACUGGUCAGUUCAAGUUGCUCUCCGACUGCAAUAGAGUGCGGAUGCUAGAAGUCGUUUUUUAAAUUCCUUAUCGUGGGGCAUACCCAAAAUGAGGGUGACUCUAUGCAUUCCUGCAUAGAGUCUGCCAAAAAAAGAGCUUUACUGAGUGGACCUAUUUCAACUCCACAGGAAAUGGCAAUGAUCAUAAAAUUAACCAAAAAAAAAACAGGAAAGCCUUACAUGGUUAAUAAUUUUCAAUUUUAUGAUAUUUUAGAUUGGAAAAAGUAGCGAUUAAAAAAUAUUCGCGGAAGUUUUUUUUUUAAUUUAUUAUUGUUUA